AGUUAGCAGUAUUGGCACAAAUAAACCAGACGGCCCCGCCGUUCGUAAUCCUGUCAGGCGACGGUACGCAGGCCGUGAUGUUGAGCUCGCUAAUAAUGUUUGAGUAAUUAUUCUCCGUUCGUAGAAGGGCGGCUGUGCGUAAUAUGAUUGUGCGUAGAAUCAUGUACAAAGUAAAACUGUGUUUGGUGCUUCUGUGCGUUACUUUGACAACCGUCAUGAUAUACGUGGGCUUCGUUCUUCCGUCGUCGCUUGGUGGCGUGCUAACAAUGAAUAAGUCCGUGAAGCCUUUGCGGCGACUAGUGUCGUUCGCUGCCAUGCCUUCCGCACUCACAGAGUACGACCACCAGCAGCUGCAUGCUUCUGCUUUGUUGAAUGGCAUAGGACCGAAGCUAAAGUUCCUGCCGCGAUAUAGGCCUAGCAUGCAGCUAAAACCACCUACUACACUAAGCAAUAGAAUCCACAUAGGUCCCCCACCUAACGAUUUCAAAUUCGCUAUGAAUAGCACGGACGUCUUGGUGUUUCUGCACAUCCAGAAAACCGGGGGUACGGAGUUCGGGAAGCAUCUGGUCAAAGACUUGGUACUGGAAAGACCUUGCUUCUGCCCCAAGGGACAGAAGGUGUGCGACUGUUUCCGGCCGAACUCUGAUGACAAGUCGUGGCUGUUCAGUCGUUUCUCCACAGGAUGGCGAUGUGGACUGCACGCUGGAUGGACAGAGCUGACUUCGUGUGUAGACGAUGUGAUGAACAAGCUAGAACAUAGCUCGGAGCAUCGCAGGUACUUUUACGUGACAAUGCUGCGCGAGCCCGUGUUGCGUUACAUCAGCGAGUUCCGGCACGUGCAGCGCGGCGCGACGUGGGCCGGCGCUACGCUGCGCUGCAACGGACACUCGCCGACGGCCGAGGAGCUGCCGCCGUGCUACGCGACCGACACGUGGCAGAACGUGACGCUGGACGCCUUCCUCGCCUGCGAGUCUAACCUCGCCGCGAACCGGCAGACGCGCAUGCUCGCCGACCUGCGGCGCGUCGACUGCUACGACGCGUCGUCGAUGCCGGCUGAGCGGCGCGACGCCGAGAUGCUUGCGAGCGCGCGCCGCAACCUGCGCGAUCUCGCCUUCUUCGCGCUCGUCGAGCACCAGGAGCUGUCGCAGUUUCUCUUCGAGCAGACGUUCGCGCUGCGCUUUCGCCAGAGCUUCCAGCCGGCCGACAGCUCGAGGAGCAGCAACACGCAGCUGACCGAGGAGCAGCGCCACCUGGUGGGAGAGCGGAACCGGCUCGACGUGCAGCUGUAUCGCUAUGCGGAGGAGCUGUUCUUCGAGCGGCUGAAUCGCACCGUCGAGCAGUAUCCGGAGAAGUUUGCCGCCUUCAUCAAGACCUAGUGGGCGUGGUUGCAUCUUGGCCGUUGCGCAGGGCGGAUGCUCGGUUGCUCAGCUACGGUGGCGCUGCGCGAGGCCUUCGUCACUGACGCUUUGCGAAGCUCCGGUUGUGUGUGUGUGUAAAGCUGGGUUUAUACUGCCAACUUUGAGUUGGGGAAUUGCCGAAUUGCCGAAU
Messenger RNA from Priapulus caudatus, 1548 nucleotides. RefSeq names its product heparan-sulfate 6-O-sulfotransferase 3-like. The transcript is spliced from 2 exons. Gene Ontology annotation, molecular function: heparan sulfate 6-sulfotransferase activity. The record is from RefSeq and is a predicted model, not a curated record. Lineage: Eukaryota; Metazoa; Priapulida; Priapulimorpha; Priapulimorphida; Priapulidae. Gene Ontology annotation, cellular component: membrane. The coding region runs from base 144 to 1376 and encodes 410 amino acids.